Drosophila sechellia is the source of this 4622-nucleotide messenger RNA. RefSeq names its product plasma membrane calcium-transporting ATPase 3 (gene PMCA). Gene Ontology annotation, cellular component: intracellular membrane-bounded organelle; plasma membrane. The transcript has 17 exons. Gene Ontology annotation, molecular function: ATP hydrolysis activity; ATP binding; P-type calcium transporter activity. NCBI's taxonomy places the organism in Eukaryota, Metazoa, Arthropoda, Insecta, Diptera, Drosophilidae. The record is from RefSeq and is a predicted model, not a curated record. The coding region runs from base 139 to 3912 and encodes 1257 amino acids. Gene Ontology annotation, biological process: calcium ion transmembrane transport; regulation of cytosolic calcium ion concentration.
UGUGGAGAAAUAAAUACUGCUGAAAAGAAAGGCGUCACAGUGUCAGUAAUUUAUAUUAAAUAUUUCGUUAUAUAUUGCGGCGAUUAACUUGAGUCGUGUACAAUUAAUUCGCCUCCUAAUUGUAUAAGACCAUAACAAAUGGCCACUAUAGAUGGAAGACCGGCGCAAUAUGGUAUUUCACUUAAACAGCUGCGUGAGCUCAUGGAGCAUCGUGGUCGUGAGGGUGUUAUGAAGAUAGCUGAAAAUGGUGGCAUUCACGAAUUAUGUAAAAAGUUAUACACAUCUCCCAAUGAAGGCCUAAGUGGAUCGAAGGCUGACGAAGAGCAUAGACGUGAAACAUUCGGUUCCAAUGUUAUACCACCGAAGCCACCAAAGACCUUUUUGACUCUAGUCUGGGAGGCUCUUCAAGACGUGACCCUUAUUAUUUUAGAGGUAGCUGCAUUGGUAUCGCUUGGUCUAUCAUUUUAUAAACCCGCCGACGAGGAUGCGCCUGUGUUGCAGGAGGAGGAAGAACACCAUGGUUGGAUUGAAGGAUUGGCCAUUCUUAUUUCUGUUAUUGUCGUAGUUAUAGUGACAGCAUUUAAUGAUUACUCUAAAGAAAGACAGUUUCGAGGUCUGCAAAAUCGUAUAGAGGGUGAGCACAAGUUUUCAGUUAUUAGAGGAGGAGAGGUGUGCCAAAUAUCAGUUGGUGAUAUUCUUGUUGGCGAUAUUGCUCAAGUUAAAUAUGGAGACUUAUUGCCGGCUGAUGGGUGUCUUAUUCAAAGUAACGACUUAAAGGUGGACGAAUCUUCGCUGACUGGCGAGUCUGAUCAUGUCAAAAAGGGGCCAGAUGUCGAUCCCAUGGUUCUAUCCGGCACGCAUGUUAUGGAAGGAAGCGGCAAAAUGGUUGUUACAGCCGUAGGGGUAAACUCACAAGCUGGUAUAAUUUUUACGCUCCUUGGUGCGGCAGUUGACGAACAGGAAGCGGAAAUUAAAAAGAUGAAAAAAGAAGCGAAAAGGGCCAACAAGCAAAAGAAUCUGACAGGUGAAAACGAUGGUCGAUCGCAAAUAAAGGGGUCCCAAGCGCCAUCUCAACGCGAAACAGUCACAAGUGAGAUAACCAAAUCUGAAUCUGAAGGAAAUCAUUUGCCGCAAUCAUCGUCAUCAGGAGCGGCUGAGACAGGGCAUAAAAAAGAAAAAUCUGUGCUUCAAGCUAAACUAACAAAAUUAGCUAUACAGAUUGGAUAUGCUGGGUCGACUAUUGCCGUACUUACGGUUAUAAUUCUGAUCAUUCAGUUUUGUAUUAAAACGUUCGUUAUUGACGAGAAGCCAUGGAAAAACACGUAUGCCAAUAACUUGGUGAAGCAUUUGAUAAUUGGUGUUACAGUAUUAGUAGUGGCCGUACCUGAGGGACUUCCAUUGGCAGUAACCCUUUCCCUAGCAUACUCAGUCAAGAAAAUGAUGAAGGACAAUAACUUGGUUCGUCAUUUGGAUGCAUGUGAAACCAUGGGUAAUGCCACUGCCAUAUGCUCUGAUAAGACUGGCACUCUUACGACCAAUCGUAUGACUGUUGUACAAUCCUACAUAUGUGAAAAAUUGUGCAAGGUUUUGCCAACCCUAAGCGAUAUACCACAACAUGUUGGAAAUUUAAUUACAAUGGGAAUAUCUGUCAACUCGGCUUACACCUCAAAUAUAAUGGCUGGACACAACCCAGGAGACUUACCAAUUCAAGUUGGCAAUAAAACGGAGUGUGCUCUUUUGGGAUUUGUCCAAGGGUUAGGUGUGAAGUAUCAAUCUAUUCGAGAUGAAAUUACAGAGGAUAAAUUUACACGCGUAUAUACAUUUAAUUCAGUUCGCAAGAGCAUGGGUACUGUGAUACCCCGUCCUAACGGAGGAUAUCGACUGUAUACUAAAGGAGCUUCUGAAAUUAUUAUGAAAAAGUGUGCUUUUAUCUAUGGACAUGAGGGCACUUUGGAGAAGUUUACGAGAGAGAUGCAGGAGCGUUUAAUACGUGAAGUUAUUGAACCAAUGGCAUGUGACGGUUUGCGGACCAUAUCUGUAGCAUACCGCGAUUUUGUGCCUGGUAAAGCCGCAAUUAACGAAGUGCAUAUUGAUGGCGAACCUAACUGGGAUGAUGAGGAAAACAUUAUGACAAAUCUUACAUGCCUCUGUGUGGUUGGUAUAGAAGAUCCUGUUCGUCCCGAAGUACCAGACGCAAUUCGAAAGUGUCAACGCGCUGGUAUAACCGUUCGGAUGGUCACCGGAGACAAUAUUAAUACAGCACGUUCAAUUGCCAGCAAAUGCGGCAUUUUGCGUCCCAAUGAUGACUUUCUUAUUCUGGAAGGCAAAGAGUUUAAUAGGCGUAUUCGUGAUAGCAAUGGAGAUAUUCAACAACACCUUAUUGAUAAAGUAUGGCCCAAACUGCGGGUUUUAGCACGCUCAUCCCCAACUGACAAGUAUACUUUAGUAAAAGGUAUAAUUGACAGCACUGUAAGUGAAAACCGAGAAGUUGUUGCUGUAACUGGAGACGGUACAAAUGAUGGUCCAGCUUUAAAAAAAGCCGAUGUAGGAUUUGCUAUGGGUAUAGCCGGAACAGAUGUUGCCAAAGAAGCCUCCGAUAUAAUAUUAACUGACGAUAAUUUUAGCAGCAUUGUUAAAGCUGUAAUGUGGGGACGCAACGUAUAUGACUCUAUAGCUAAGUUUUUGCAGUUUCAGUUAACAGUAAAUGUAGUCGCUGUAAUUGUUGCAUUUAUUGGUGCGUGUGCUGUGCAAGAUUCACCGCUUAAAGCAGUGCAAAUGUUGUGGGUGAACUUAAUAAUGGAUACAUUGGCAUCACUUGCAUUAGCAACUGAGUUUCCUACACCAGAUCUAUUGCUCCGUAAACCCUAUGGCCGUACAAAACCAUUAAUCUCCCGCACAAUGAUGAAGAACAUAUUGGGUCAGGCGCUGUAUCAGUUAAUAAUAAUAUUCGGACUGUUAUUUGUUGGCGAUGUUAUACUCGAUAUUGAAUCUGGACGUGGACAAGAACUAAACGCGGGACCAACACAGCACUUUACUAUUAUCUUUAAUACCUUUGUCAUGAUGACUUUGUUUAAUGAAAUAAACGCUAGAAAAAUCCAUGGGCAGCGCAAUGUCAUUGAAGGCCUACUUACAAAUCCCAUAUUUUACACCAUAUGGAUAUUCACUAUGAUAUCACAGGUGCUAAUCAUCCAAUAUGGUAAAAUGGCUUUCUCGACAAAGGCUUUAACAUUAGAUCAGUGGCUAUGGUGUGUAUUUUUUGGAAUUGGUACACUUGUCUGGGGACAACUGAUAACCUCAGUACCUACAAGAAAAUUACCUAAGAUAUUAUCGUGGGGUCGCGGACAUCCAGAGGAGUACACAGAUGGUAUGAAUCUGGGUGAGGAACGCUUUGAUUCAAUUGAUUCUGAUAAAAAGCCUAGGGCUGGUCAAAUUCUAUGGAUUCGUGGUCUAACUCGCUUGCAAACACAAUUGCGUGUGAUUCGUGCUUUCCGCUCGACAUUGGAAGACCUAAGUGAGCGCCGAUCGAUGCACAGCUUACAUAGCUUACGCAGUCCCCGUACGGGUAUCCCAGUUGCAGUGAGCGGUGGUCACCCGUUGUACAAUUUUAAUCUACUGAACCCCAAUUACAUCAAGCACCAGCAACAACAGGAACCAAAACUACCCCCGCAUACCCAACACAACGUGUCAAGUGGCAUGCUGUCGCCGGACAUAUCUUAUAUUGACGAAGACCCGCAACAGCAACAGCGUACUUUACACAACGGACUAACUUCCCAGCGCUCAUCAAUGCCCUCAAACUCAAACGCCCCUUCCUCCAGUCAAAGCUUUUCUAAAAUCGCACAAACCUUACAACAAAAAAUACGUGAUAACAACGAAACUAAACAUUCCAAUGGACAGAAUGAGACUCGAAUUUAAAUGGUUUUAGUGGGUUUUUGCACCAAAUAUGGUUAAGCCUAUAACAAUUCCAAAUUAGACUGGUUAUGCUUCUUAAAGCGGAAUCCCAAAUGAAUGGCCCAGCUCAACAUGGCUAUUAAAAUAUUUGCUUUUAUCGAAACAGUAUGUUAAAACAAAGGUGAAUGCGCCAUAUUUUUUUGAUUAAACUUUUAACUCUAAAGAGGCAAACUUAAACUUAUUAAGCUCAUAAACUCAAAUGUGCAUGUAUAGUAGUAAGCGAUUUCGAAAAUGUAACAUUAUUUAUAUAAAUUAGUUUUUUUUCCAAAACCUUAUAAGAACACCCUAUAGAAAGUUAACCAAUAGUUCUCUAACUAUAAUGCCUAACUAUUCAAUAUAAAAAACGUGAGCAAGCAUGCAUUUUACAAAACUAACUUGUUUUGCAAAAAAAAUGUAUUACCUCAUUUGUAUUAUUACUAACACAAUUUCAGAUCUUAUGUGUAUUUUACUCUUCUCAAAAUUCCAAUGCCGUUUUUUUCUAUAUCUAAUAUAUAUAUUUACACAUUUGUACAUUUAUACUGAAAAUGUCUGUAAACGCGAUUUAUCGUACGAUGUAAUCAAAUUUAUAUAAUUAAAUAUUCAAAUAUGUUGGUCCAUCUACUAGGGAAAAUCUUGUUUUCACAAAUGAGAACAUACAAAUUAAUAAAAAUGCUGUAUUUCUAUUGAUAUUCUAA